Misgurnus anguillicaudatus (oriental weatherfish) is the source of this 1065-nucleotide messenger RNA. NCBI's taxonomy places the organism in Eukaryota, Metazoa, Chordata, Actinopteri, Cypriniformes, Cobitidae. The record is from RefSeq and is a predicted model, not a curated record.
AUGGCAACUGGAUGGUGGGAUCAUGCCAUUGUUACGCACAUUCUUGUGGCUCUGUUUGGAAUGGGCUCGUGGAUCUCGGUGAACUCAUUAUGGGUUGAGCUGCCGGUUGUUGUUGGUGUUCUACCUGAAGGGUGGAACCUGCCAGCAUAUCUGUCGGUGCUGAUUGCCUUUGGAAAUUUGGGCCCAGUUGCUGUCACCCUAACCCACCACUUUGCUCCAGGACGGUUAAAUGAACAAGUGCUCAUCCACAUCAUACAAGUUCUGGCUGUGAUUGCAUCUGUAUGUCUUGCUCUCUUCUGGUCCCAGGAGGUCACAGUCGCAGGAGAGCAGAGAUCCGUCCCAUACCUGCUGCUAACAUUCAUACUCUCAUUUGUUUGCUGCACAUCCACCGUGACCUUCCUACCGUUCAUGUACCGUUACCCCCCGGAAUACAUCCGGACUUUCUUCAUCGGCCAGGGUCUAAGUGCGCUUUUUCCCUGUGUGGUGGCUUUGGGGCAAGGCAUAGGAAAACUGGAGUGUGUUGAGACGCCGAACGGCACGAAGCCCGUGCAUUUUGAGGAGAACUUCCCUGCCCAAAACUUUUUCUGGUUUUUGUCUGUAAUGCUAGCUGUUUCUGCCUUGUGUUUCCUAGCUCUGAGAUACCGAGUGGUCACCCAAGCUGAGACAAAAGAAGUUCGUAAAAAAGAGCUGGAAACAUUUAAAACAGAGGAAGAGACACACCCGUUACGAAAUGGAGAUACACCAGUUUCAGAGGAACAGGUGGAGGUUGAAAAAAACACCUCUUCUGUUUCUUUCUGGACGUCACACAAUAUCUUUCUCCUCUUGCUGCUGGGAAUAUCCAACGCCUUGACCAAUGGCGUGUUGCCAUCAGUGCAAAGUUUUACUUGUUUGCCUUAUGGCACCAUGACCUUUCACCUGUCCGUUGUCUUGGGAAACAUUGCAAACCCUGUGGCCUGCUUUGUAGCCAUGUUUGUCCUGCUUAGGGUGGAGGAGAAUGAAAAGGAGGAUGAGGAAGAAGAGGAGGAGGAGGAGGAGAAGGACACAGAGGAAGACAAAGAGCAAUAG